AUGCCGUCCGUGGCGCACCGGGAGGUGGCGCGGGCCGUGGCGGAGGAGGCGGUGGCGCGGCUGGGCGACCGGCUGCUGCCCUCGGCCGUGCCCGCCGACGUCGCCGAGUUCAGCAACGGCGACGGGACCGCCCUUGGCGCGCCUGACUCCCCGUCGUCGCUUCUCUUGGAGGAGAUAGUGCAUGGUCAGCUGGCGUCUGUUGUUAAGGGUGUUCUUCAGGUCUGGCUUGAUACUUGCGCCGGUGGCACCUCGGAAAUGGAAGAGGGUGAGAGGGAGAUCAUGGUCAGGAGGGAUCGAACUGCUCUUUCACCGAAGGUUCCAAUGAUGAAGAGGAAAGCAGAUGAGAGUGCUGCAACUACUGUCCCAAACAAAGUACAGAAACAAGCCGAGGACUGGAGCUGUGCACUAUGCCAGGUUAGUGCACCAUCUGAAGCUGGUCUAAAUGAGCAUCUUGGAGGAACAAAACAUAAGGCGAAGUUGGCACAAUGUGGCGUCAGCAAGGCGAUCAAAGAUGACAAAAACUGCUUGCAGACGACCACUGGGAAUGAGAGCAACACAGAUCCUUGUGAUGCACCUAAGAAAAUAUGCAUGCUAGUAGACAGUGCAACAUGUGAAGCUGGUGUAAAUGAGGAUCUUGGAGGAAGAAAACAUAAGGCGAAGUUGGCACAAUGUGGCGUCAGCAAGGCGAUCAAAGAUGACAAAAACUGCUUGCAGACGACCACUGGGAAUGAGAACAACACAGAUCCUUGUGAUGCACCUAAGAAAAUAUGCAUGCUAGUAGAUGGUGAAAUGCAUGAAGUUGUUCGGAAGAACGACAAUCUGUGGUGUGAUCGCUGCAGAGUCAGGUGUCAUAGUAAAGUCAUCAUGGCUGGCCAUCUGCGGAGCAAGAAGCACAGAAAGUUAAACAAGGUUUGGACAUCGAUAAAGGCUGUGAGGACAAAUACCAAUACUAAGGAAGGUUUGCCUUCUUGUGGAAGUAAGGUAAAUACAAACAGCCCUACUGAAAUUCCAGUGGUAAUUGAAGGCGACCUAAAUAUGACCACCGGAGUAGAUGAAAGCGGCCCUGUAGAAAAUCCAGUCCAGAAAGAAAUCCAUCCGCGGAGCAAGAAGCACAGUAAAUUAAACGAUGGUUGGACAUCAAUAAAGGCUGUGAGGGCAAAUACCGAUACUAAGAAACAAAUCCAUCCGACGAGCAAGAAGCAAGGUAAAUUAAACAAUGUUUGGACAUCGAUAAAGGCUGAGAGGACAAAUACCGAUACUAAGGAAGGUUUGCCUUCUUCUGGAAGUCAGGCUCUUUCAUCAAAUCCAAAGGUUCCAACAGUGAAGAGGAAAGCAGAUGCAAAUGCUGCAACUACUGUGCCAAAGAAAGUACAGAAAUUAACCAAGGACUGGAGCUGUGCACUAUGCCAGGUUAGUGCACCAUGUGAAGCUGCUCUAAAUGAGCAUCUUGGAGGAAGAAAGCAUAAGGCAAAGUUGGCACAGCGUGGCGUCAGCAAGACGAUCAAAGAUGGCAAAAACUGCUCGCAGACGACCACUGGGAAUGAGAACAGCACAGAUCCUUGUGACGCACCUAAGAAAAUAUGCAUGCUUGGAGGAACAAAGCAUAAGGCAAAGUUGGCACAGUGUGGCGUCAGCAAAACAAUCAAAGAUGGCAAAAACUGCUUGCAGACGACCACUGGGAAUGAGAACAACACAGAUCCUUGUGAUGCACCUAAGAAAAUGAAAAUAUGCAUGCCAGUAGACGGUGCAAUGCAUGAAGUUGUUCGGAAGGACAAAUACCUGUGGUGUGAUCACUGCAGAGUCAGUUGUGAUAACUAUGCCACCAUGGCUUGCCAUCUGCGGUGCAAGAAGCAGAGUAAAUUAACCAAGGUUUGUUCAUCGAUAAAGGCUGUGAGGACAAAUACCAAUACUACGGAAGGUUUGCCUUCUUGUGGAAGUCAGGUAAAUACAAAUGGCUCUACUGAAAUUCCAGCGGUAAUUGAAGGCGGCAUAAAUAUGACCACCACGGUAGAUGAAAGCGGCCCUGUAGAAAAUCCAGUCCGGAAAGAAAUGACAAAAAUGGCCACCAUAAAGGCUGUGAGGACAAAUACUGAUACUAAGGAAAGUUUGCCUUCUUGUGGAAGUCGGGUAAAUACAAACGGCUCUAUUGAAAUUCCAGUGGUAAUUGAAGGCGACAUAAAUAUGACCACCGCAGUACAUGAAAGCGGCCCUGUAGAAAAUCCAGUCCGGAAAGAAAUCACAAGAAUGGCCACCAUAAAGGCUGUGAGGACAAAUACUGGUACUAAGGCAAAUUUGCCUUCUUCUUGUGGAAAUCAGGUAAAUACAAACGGCUCUACUGAAAUUCCAGCGGCAAUUGAAGGCGACAUAAAUAUGACCACCGCAGUAGAUGAAAGUGGGCCUGUAGAAAAUCCAGUCCAGAAAGAAAUACAAAGAAUGGCCACCAUAUGGGCAAUGUUUUCUUGCUAAGUUUCUACUGGUAAUCAAGGUAGGAAUCUUGCAAUCCUACGAAUCCAGUUGAACAGAUAGCUUAUAAGGUAUAUAACUUAAUUGCUAAUGUCUAAGCAACUUUGCAAGAGAAACAUUGCUCCCUAGAAGUAUGUGUUUUGUUACUCCCUGGACAUUUCUUUCACAUGGAGAUGACUUGUAUAUGUAGAAUGCCCAGUUUGAACUUUGCCUAAGCUGCUUCUGUGGUACUUCUAGCCAGUUUUGAUUGUCGCCCUCUGUUUAUGUUAAAGUGAGUAGGUGGGAUGGGUUGAGCUGGUGAUGAGUAGGGUUUCCCUGAGUGCUAACCUGACUCGUUUGUAAUUUAUUUAGGUCUUUUAGGUGUGGCUCAGGUUUGCUUUUGCAUAUGUUGUGUGUAAAGUUGUUCGUUGAUUAGUUGCAGCACAUACUCAUCAAUAGCUGUUUCAGAAAGACUGGUCAGCAUUAAUAUAUAGUUGUAAGAUGCAUAUAUAUUAUCCAAGCAUCCUGAUGAAGACAGAAACCGGCAUAUAUGAAAUAUCAGGCAAAAAUGCUUCUAAAGCUGCAAAUUCCAUGA
Triticum dicoccoides is the source of this 3037-nucleotide messenger RNA. RefSeq lists its product as uncharacterized. The record is from RefSeq and is a predicted model, not a curated record. Lineage: Eukaryota; Viridiplantae; Streptophyta; Magnoliopsida; Poales; Poaceae. The transcript has 4 exons. The coding region runs from base 1 to 2466 and encodes 821 amino acids. Gene Ontology annotation, molecular function: zinc ion binding; red chlorophyll catabolite reductase activity; nucleic acid binding.